GGCGCUGGCAGCCGAGGAGAGCAAGCCCGGCAGCUGGUCAUCGACCUGGAGACUCGAGGGAAACAGGCUUUUCCAGUAUUCCUCUCGAUCCUGCGGGACACCGGGCAGGGCAACCUCGCGGAUAUGCUGAUGAAGGAGUGCGAAUGCCCGCCAGUGCCACCGCAGCUGGGAGACCUGAGGCCUGUCGAGCUGGAGUUCCGUGGAGAAAAGCACAGUACAAAAUUGAACUUCCCUGAACGUGUGUCCAACCCAGUCCAUGGUGUGAGUGAAAAACCUCGAACACCUGCAGCGCCAGCCCGGGGUUCAGCUGCUGACAAGAGGAACCCAGCUGGGUGGUGCUCUGUUCUGAAAGCGGACCCGUGUGGACACUGCCUGAUCCUCAACAACGUUAACUUCAGCAGACACUCAGAUCUGUCGACUCGAGUGGGCUCCGACGUGGACUGCGAGAAGCUGGAGAAGCGCUUCAAGGCCUUGCGCUUCAACGUCCUGACCCGGCGGAAUCUUGAAGCCCAGGAAAUGGUCGUGGAGCUUCAGAGCCUGGCGCGGCAGGACCAUGGCACCUCAGACUGCUGCAUCGUGGUGAUCCUUUCCCACGGUUGUCAGACAAGCCAUAUUCAGUUUCCCGGCGCCGUCUAUGGAACGGAUGGAAAACCCAUUCCGAUAGAAAAGAUUGUGAACUAUUUCAAUGGGUCCCAUUGCCCGAGUUUGAGAGGAAAACCCAAACUCUUCUUCAUCCAGGCCUGUGGUGGAGAACAAAGAGACCGAGGCUUUGUUGUGGAUUGUAAUUCACCUGGUGACGAAGCUCCCAGAGGUUCUCUGGAGUCGGAUGCCAGACCUUUUCAGCCUCCAGCCGGCAAUGGGGAUGAGCCGGACGCCGUAGCCAGUUUGCCUACGCCCAGCGACAUCUUGGUUUCCUACUCCACUUUCCCAGGUUUUGUGUCCUGGAGGGAGGCGUCGACUGGCUCCUGGUACGUGGAAACGCUGGACAGCAUGCUGGAGCAGUAUGCCUGUUCGGAAGAUCUGCUGAGCAUGCUGCUGCGGGUGGCAAACGCCGUCUCUGCCAAGGGGAGGUACAAGCAGAUCCCUGGCUGUUUCAACUUUCUGCGGAAAAAAUUCUUCUUCGCCUGCAAAUGA
This is a messenger RNA of Eurypyga helias (sunbittern), 1134 nucleotides long. RefSeq names its product caspase 9, apoptosis-related cysteine peptidase (gene CASP9). The annotation marks the transcript as partial. Gene Ontology annotation, cellular component: cytoplasm. Gene Ontology annotation, biological process: apoptotic process; regulation of apoptotic process; intrinsic apoptotic signaling pathway in response to DNA damage. NCBI's taxonomy places the organism in Eukaryota, Metazoa, Chordata, Aves, Eurypygiformes, Eurypygidae. The record is from RefSeq and is a predicted model, not a curated record. The transcript has 10 exons.